GGCGUCAUGUGUUCAGUCGAGGGUUGUUAUGUCAAAAUCAAAAGUUUGUCUUUUAUGAAGUACAAAAUGAUUUAUUUAUUACGAAGAGAUUUAAAAAUUUCGUAGUGUGACUUGCAAAAAUGUUGAAUGAUUACGAAUUGUUUGUGCAAAUGUGCGAAAAACGUGGAAUUUUGGCGCCACUUGACGUUUCAGAGGCUAUCAAACUUGGCAGUUCUACUGGGGAAUUGAAAUUAUCCUGCCUCUCGUUAAUAAUUCCAGUUUGUGAAGUUUUGAGUCAAAUGUUAGCGUCCAGUUCGUCGAUAAAACACGUGGAUCUCAGCGAUUGUAUGUUACUGCCAAAAGGACUCAACAAUAUUCUCAAUGCACUCUGCGACGGUUCCAGUGUGACAAAUCUCAAUCUAAAAGGCAACAGCAUCAGCGGUCCUAUCGCUCAACAAUUGGGUCAAGUUUUCCUCUGCAAUAACACUCUAAAAUGUUUACAUCUCGAAUGGAAUAGUUUAGGAUCAAAUGUCGAAUCAUUCUCCCUUUUAUGCGACGGCCUCUCCAAAAAUCACAAUAUUGAGGAAAUCGAUCUGAAAUACAACCAAAUAUCGCCAAAUUGCGCCGAUUCUCUACUAAAAGUGUUAAAAUACAAUAAAUCACUGAAAUCACUCGAUUUAGCCUGGAAUACCCUUGGACUCGACGGUGGACACCAAAUACUAAAUGGAAUGCACGAAAAUAAAACAAUCACCACCCUCAAUCUACGAGGGAAUUGUUUACCCGACGAUCUCAUGGAAUCCAUUGAACAAUGCGCUUUUGAGAAUAAACGACGACAAGCAAUUUCCAAAACAAGUAUCGAAUUAGUAAAGAAAAAUUAUUCAAAAGAAAAUGUCUCUCCAAUUUUCUCGAAUGACAAUGAAAAAGUGACGAAAACAAAAACGAAAUAUUCGAAAAAGAAAAUACGAAGACGAGACAGAGACAAAAUUCUACUUCCCGUAUCCGAAGACAAUGAGAAUCCUCUCAUUUCCCCGAGUGACUCAGAUUCAGAUUCACGUUUAAAAGCUGCCAUCAAGACGGCGGAAACAAAUUCAAAAUCAUCCAUUCAUGUUUUGAUGGGCGAUAAAAAUGCCAAAGAUCCGCAAGUCAACUGUAAAAUUAAGGAACUCAAUCAAAUUCUCCAUGAGAGAACUUCGGCGAUUGAUCUUUUAACGAAUGAAAUUAAAUCGAAGCAGACGGAAUUAGUAGACGCCAAGUCACAGAUCAGUAAACUUGAGGGAGAAAUUACAAGACUGAAAGUUGAAAAGGAGGAUUUAAUUUUACACAAGGUAAAGGAGAUCAGUGAUCUGCAACAAAAUCAAAUAGAAGAGAAGGAAAUGUGGGAGCGAGGCAAAAAGGAUUUGGAAGAUUCUUUCACUAAUAUUCUCUCAUUGAAGAAAGAUGUUGAUCUGAAAGUUCGAAAAUACGAGAAAGAUAUUCACAAGAGUUCGGUGGAAAUUCUUGCAUUAAGGGAAAAACUCUUGUCUAGCACUCGAGCUUACGAAGAUCUCAUUUCUACAGGUAAAACGGAAAUCCACAGAUUGAGGCGCGAACUCAAGGAACGCGAGAGUAGACACAGAAUAGAAUUAAACAUUCUCAAACAAUCCCUAAAAGAAUCGACCGAAUCUCUCGAGCAGUGUCAAAAUCAAUUGCAAAAAACAAGAACCGAAUUGAGAGAUUCCUUCGAGAGUCAAUCGAAUUUAAGAGCGAAACUCAAGGAAUUGGAUCAUUUCGCUCAAAAGUGCGUGAGAAUUGAGGAUUCAUUGUUGAAAGUUAAAGAAGAAAAGGAAGCAUUCGAGGAUAAAUAUAGCGAUUCACAGAGAACAAUUGCAACUCUUCAACGUCAAGUGGCAUGUCUUGAGGCCGAAUUAGUCGAACCACAAAGACGUUAUAAUCUCCUGCACGAGGAAUUCGAUCAGGAAAAGAAGAAGGCCGAGAGAUUUAAGGACGAAUUAAUAGAGGAGCGUUCCAGAUUGAGGGAGCAAAAUAUUCAAAUACAAAAAAUGUCUUUGCAAAUUACAUCAUUAAAUACGCAAAUCAAUGAAAUACAAACGAAUCAUGUCGAGGAACUUCGCGAGAAGGACAAGGAGAGGAAGCAACUCAAGGAAAUUAUUGCUCACAAGGAGCGAGAUUUAAACGAUUUAAAAGCGGAAGAAGUUCAAAGAGCAGGUCACCUUUAUGCGGCAUUCAGUAAAUAUAUGAGUUCAAUGGGACCAAGUGCACCAACCUGAUAUUAAAAUUCAUCAAUAGAAUUUUUCGUUAAAUUUUAUUCCCUAAUUUGUAAAUUUACUACUUCAAUAUUAUAUUUAUUAAUAAAUUUCUAU
Molecule: messenger RNA, 2339 nt
Organism: Leptopilina heterotoma
Lineage: Eukaryota; Metazoa; Arthropoda; Insecta; Hymenoptera; Figitidae
Product: leucine-rich repeat-containing protein 45-like
Exons: 4
Coding region: 120-2246 (708 amino acids)
Cellular component (GO): centrosome
Molecular function (GO): protein binding
Source: RefSeq, a predicted model, not a curated record